Molecule: messenger RNA, 4200 nt
Organism: Scatophagus argus
Lineage: Eukaryota; Metazoa; Chordata; Actinopteri; Scatophagidae
Gene: igf2b
Product: insulin-like growth factor 2b
Exons: 4
Coding region: 136-783 (215 amino acids)
Cellular component (GO): extracellular region
Molecular function (GO): hormone activity; growth factor activity
Source: RefSeq, a predicted model, not a curated record
GAAGUUUUGCCUGUCGCCUGGUCUUUGGGACAGCCUCUCACACAUCAUCUCUAUUGCCGCACCAACUGGGAAACUAACUCACCUGCAAUCUCUCCAACCAAAUAACCCCCAACGUUUUGACUACUGCCACCUGACAUGGAGACCCAGCAAAGACACGGACACCACUCACUUUGCCACACCUGCCGGAGAACGGAGAGCAGCAGAAUGAAGGUCAAGAAGAUGUCUUCGUCCAGUCGGGCGCUGCUGUUUGCACUGGCCCUGACGCUCUACGUAGUGGAAAUAGCCUCGGCAGAGACGCUGUGUGGGGGAGAGCUGGUGGAUGCGCUGCAGUUUGUCUGUGAAGACAGAGGCUUCUAUUUCAGUAGGCCAACCAGCAGGGGAAACAACCGGCGCCCCCAGAACCGUGGGAUCGUAGAGGAGUGUUGUUUCCGUAGCUGUGACCUGAACCUGCUGGAGCAGUACUGUGCCAAACCUGCCAAGUCUGAAAGGGACGUGUCGGCCACCUCUCUACAGGUCAUACCCGUGAUGCCCGCACUAAAACAGGAAGUCCCAAGGAAGCAGCAUGUGACCGUGAAGUAUUCCAAAUACGAGGUGUGGCAGAGGAAGGCGGCCCAGCGGCUCCGGAGGGGUGUCCCCGCCAUCUUGAGAGCCAAAAAGUUUCGGGGGCAGGCGGAGAAGAUCAAAGCCCAGGAGCAGGCAAUCUUCCACAGGCCCCUGAUCAGCCUGCCUAGCAAACUGCCGCCCGUCUUGCUCGCCACGGACAACUAUGUCAACCACAAAUGAGCCCGCUGCCAGCCCUUUGCACAGACAAGAGUUUGGAGGGAGAAAAAAAGACUAGGGGAUUAUAGCUUUUUCUCUGACGUCAUUUCUGUGGCAGUCCUCUUUGACCUCCCCUGCCCUGUCCGAGCCCACCAGUCCCUACGCCUGCUCUCAUCCACUACUUCUUGACCUCUGGCCCUUUUCUAAUGCCCCCCCCACCCCCACCCCCCACCCCGGACCCAACCCACCCAUCCUCCUCCGGCACACAAACAUGCCUUCACAUUCUUCCUAUCUGAACUCCUUUGCUCCCUCUCGCUUUCAGUCACUGACACAAAAGGCACAAACACAAAUGAUGAACAAAAAGUUAACAAUUCGGCUGAAUGCAAUUCAGGUGGAUCCUUAAGCAAAAGACAAACGGGAAAGGAGAAAAGAAGAUGAAAGAGAUCUGUGGUUUGCAAGUGUCAAGCGGACACCCAGCGGAAUGUUUUUUUUUCUUGUCCUUGUGGAAGACAACUGAAAGUGAAGAGCAGCUUGCAUGAAAGAAUCCAUUCCACUUCAUUUUUUUCCUGAGGCAAAAAGAAAAUCUCUGUUAGUUCUUUUUCUUAUUAGUUUGCACCUCUACCUAUAAAGGGACUUCCACACUGUAAGGAAUUAUUUUCUAAAAUUAGAUUCCUGUUCCAGCACCUUUUGAUCACAAACAAAAAGCAGAAAAGAGUCUGCAAAAUUGCACAUCGCCACGGAUUACGUCAAAGUAAAGAAAAAAAUGGCACUAUUUUUUUAUGAACAAUGAACGUGUAGCUUAAAAAAUGUCAUGGUGCUAGCUUUGGGAAUGGACUCAAAGAAGAGGUUGAAAAGCACGUUUUUUUUUCUUUGAAUGAAUAUUAAAACUUUCCGUUUUAAGGAAAGUGUGACUUUUAAAAAAAGGAAAAUAAAGGAUAUGGGGGAGCUCCUGGCAGUGGCAAUGUCAAGGGGGAAGUGUCACUGAGAAAAGAUACGGGCUGUGUUGGCAUUUAGGCUCACAGCGAGUGUCAGCGGCUGCUCAUCACUAGCUUGCUGGCAGAAGCGGCAAGGGGGACCUGAGACCCAGUCCCUUGUUCCUCCUGUCCCUCUGAGGCUGCCAGACACAGGGAGCAGUAUGGGGACACACAUGGGACACCGUGGACCGCCUGGAUUGGACAGUACUACAGUUCUGGGACUUGACUUCCUGUUUGCCAUGGCUUUGCAGACUGCUCUGACAGGAAGUAACAUGGCAUGGACAAAGAGCAAGUGGGAUAUUGAUGAUUAUAUUUUAUUUUGUCUUUUUUCUGUUUUCUUUUCAUAUCAAUGUUUCAAUGAAAAAAAAAGAAAAACCCCGUCAGUUUCUGGUACCGUGACAUUCCUGUUUUUCCAAGUUAGGCUUUUUUUUUUUUGUUUGUUUCCAUGGUUAUUGUUAUGAUGUUAUUUUACAGUUCUAAAGAAAGGCACAAAAUUUCAAUUCAAAGGGAAAAAAACAGCAAUAAUGUCAACUAACAUUUUAUUUUUUAUUGUAUAUCAGUAGUAUUCACAUGCUUUUGCCUGAAAAGAAAUACUUGAAUAUAUAUAUGUAUACAUCUAUAUAUAUAUAUAUAUAUGUAUAUGUAUAUAUAUAUAUAUGUAUAUAUAUACAUAUAUAUACAUAUAUAUAUAUAUAUAUAUAAAUUAGUUUCCAGGGACGUUGUGUUAUUUUCCUUUAGUCUGAGCUGUAUCUUGCGUAAUGAGCCGCCAAGCUUUUUUGUUUGUUUGUUGAAAUACAAAUAAGGGCACUGUAUAAAGGCAUUAUUUAUUUUGUUAUAAAAUAUAUUUGAAAAAUUGGUCCAAAUAAUAUACGUAGCACUGAUGCUCAACUGACGGUUUUAUUUUGUAUGAUCUCUGUUUUUCAAUUGGAGUUGUAAGGCUUUUUGUAGAUGCUUUGUACCAAAAAUAAUGUCUCUUUUUCCUUUUUCGUCUGCCAUAGUUACUUUGAAUUAAUAUUUUAACAGCAGCGUAGUCUGGAUUGUUAAGGCAUAUUAUGUCACAGAAAUAGGCACAUACUCUGCAUACAGUGAUCUGCACGGAUUUCCAGAAGCCUGUUAGGGUUAUCUGUGAAAAGGAAAGCAUCAAUGAGUGACUUCAUUAUUUUAAAAAUAACUGUUCAUCAUUGAUUGUACCCACUAUCUUUUGAAGCCACUUUAGUAUUGAUGGCGGGGGAAUGAUCAGUCCUUCAUUAAAUCAUGUCUUUGUAAUUGUGCAUGGUGUCCUAUGGUCUUAUAAGGAGCAUCUUGCCUAUGUGCCAGUGCCACUGAUGUUGUCGCGUGUUGGUUUUGGGUCACGAGGGCACAAACGUCCGGUCAGUUGUAGACUUAGGGUUUAGCUUACGUCUGACUUACAUGAUUCAUUGUGUCGAUGCCUUAACUGAAGGUAAUGAUGCUAGUUGCCAUCAAAGGUCACCUAAAGGUCAUUGUUGAUCAAGGAGAGAGCAUAUCAUCGGAUCACCUCACUGUUCUCAUCUGUUUAUCUGUCUGUUUAUCUUUUUGUCUGUCUGUCUAUCUGUCUGUGUGAUCUUUCUAAUCUGUUUGUAGAAGACAAUGCCCCUGAUUUAUGCAUUAAGAAUAUCUAUCUGUAUUUGCAUGGUGGGUCAGAGGGGGGCAGGGUCGUUAGCCUGCCAUUAACCACUCAACCAAUCUUCCAAUCAUCCAUCCAUUAUGCAUUUGACAAAGGGCUAUCAUGCUGAACCAUUUCUGAAGCACUCAGGAACACAAUCUAUGCUCUCCAAGGAAGAAGUGUAGGAAGAGUAGUUGCUGAGUGUCAGUGAUAAUCUUGUUGUGGAAGGGCAGCUGAGGUUGUUACCCAUACCUGGCUGGCCACAAUGAUACAGCUCUCUGUGACAAACCACUGAAGCCCAUGUCAGAAACAAGGUAAUUCUGUGCCACAUUAUAGUUUCCUCCUCUAUUUUGUCGUGCAUCACCCCUCAAAUGGAGAGUUAAUGGAUACUCGCCCUGUUGUGGUGAAGAGUCAAGCCAAUGCUUCUUUUUUCUGUCAGAGAGAUCUCAAUUAUCAAGGCUGCGUCCUGUCUCUAAUUAUAUUCUACUUCAGUUGUGCAACAAAGCAGGCAGUGCAAUUAUUAUUAUUAUUGUUAAUAGUAAUAUUAUUAUAAUAUUUUCUAUUUUAUUCUAUAUUUUCCUGCUAGGACUGCAUUCAUUCACUAUUGUAAUGUUCAAACAGGCUACUCUAGUGUUCUUAUGAAUGGCGUGAAAGACAACCACUUCUUUUUGCUGAAAAUGAAGAGAUAUCUUGCCAAGCAAUGGCAACUUUUUCGUGUGUCAGUAGCUCACUCAGCCUGUGUGUAUUUUAUUGAUUUAACCUCUGCACGCUAGAACGUCCGAAAUGCACAAUUCAUGUACUUUCAUUUUUAAUAUCAAUAAAAAAACCAUUUUAUCGAACUUA